AUGUCGUCUAACUAUCUAUGUAACCAAACGGGAAAUUGUCCUGUAUGUCAAGAGGUGCUAAUGGUUCGAAAUUUUGAAAGAUAUUGUAACAAUAAACAUACACUAUUAUCAUCUGAUGAACGUCGCAAUGCUUUGAAAACUUUAAAAGAAGAAUGUUCAAGAAAACGUACUGCAAAACAAGCAAAUUCAUCUAAUAUACGUGAUUUUUAUUUUGCAAAAAAACCUCGUAUUUCACAAACAGAUCCAAAAGUAUUAAAUGACAAUAAUAGUGAAGUUGUUAAUCCAGUUACUGACAACACUUUAGCAAAUACUAAUGAAAUCAGUGCAUCUAAAGAUGGUUCAAUAACAAUAACAACUUAUUUUAAUAUUAAUAAUUAUGAUGCAUCUUUGGACAAAAGCAUUAACAGCAACAAUUUCAACGAUGAUACAAUAAUUAAGAAUACUUCUAUUUCAUCACCAUUUGAUGUUUUAACAAAUACACCUGAUAAAUCUGACGAGGAUGAUAACACAACGGAGAGUAUGGAUGCAUUUAAUAACAAUACAACAUUUGAUAAUGUUAGUGAUAGUUGUAAUAAUAAUGAUGAUAAUAGCGAAGAUUAUAAACAACGAAGUCGUUUUCCAAAUGUUAACUGGAAACCCGAUACACAAAAAACCAAUAGUAAAACACACGGUAAACCUAGUUCAACAUGGUGGUCUGGUAGUCGUCAACAAUGGUUAAGAGCUAUUUGUACCAAUAAUAUUUAUGGAUUAUUAUGUUCUGUUUGUGCACAAUAUGCAACAGAUGAUGUUCGAAUACAACGCAAUACAAUAAGCAGAGCAAGUGCAAAGCUAACAAAAAACGAUAAUAAUACAAUAGUUGGAAAAAUUAAUGCAAUAAACAUGAAUACUUGUACAUUAAAUUAUUUACGUGCAUUAGCACGAACAUUUUUAUUUAUGUUAACCCAAGAAUUUGCAUUAAAUAAUUUCGAAGAUCUCAUCAAAUUACAAGCUAGCAAUUUGGCAGAGCCAAUAACCAAAUGGUUACCAGUUUCAAACAAAAAACAACGAUAUUGGAUAAUUAAACGAAUUAAAAAAUACAAACUUCGUGAUGGAGCAUUUCGUGCUAUACUAUUAAAACGUUCACAAGAAAUACAAACAACGAUUACAAAUAGUAAUAAUGAAUCAAAUAAUGACGAUAAUCUUAACGAUACAUCAUCACAAAAUAACAAGAAUAAUCGUGUACAGUAUGCCCAACAAAAACCUCGACCAAAAAAAGCAAUUCCAACACCAAGUGAUACAAGAUGGAUAUAUCAUUACCAAAUAAUUAGUUUUAUGUGGAAACAUUUAGCAGCAGUAGUGGCUACGUUAAGUCAGAUAGUAGAAAAAGAUGAUGAUGGUUCACCAACUGCAAAUGGCUAUGCAUUACAAUUAAUUGAUAAAACAACAAUAUUUGAAAUGAAUAUAAAUUUUGCAUAUGUCUCGAUUCGACAAAAGAUUGUUAACAUAAUGAACGUAUUUGAUUUUGAAUUAUAUAAAGAAAAAUUAGCUACAAUUGACAACAUUGUUCCAACAGUUCCACUAACAUCACAAUAUACACGUCGUGGCGAUCAACAUAAAUUUAUGGAAUCAAUCGAAGAUCGUUUUAAUCAAAAUUGUCGAAUGGUUGUUGAUAAUAUUACUUAUUUUUCUAAUCCACAAGAGUAUGAUGAUAAUAAAUUAAUUGAUAAUGAAUUGUUGCUGUUCUACUGUAAUUCAAUACAUUUUAAACGUAAAGAUACGAAUAAAUCAACGUACGAAAAAACAGAAAACGCAAUUUUAAACAAACAUUUAUUACAAAAACAAUUACCACAAUUUCGUUCAACAAUUCGAACAAUAACUGGUUUACUUGAAAUUACAAAAUGUUUAUCAAAAUGUGAUGUUUAUCGUUUAUCUGAAUGGUACAAGUUUUACCAAAUAUUAAUUACAAUACCAUUAGGUGCUAAUGAAUGCGAAAAAUCAUUUAGUGCAAAAAAAAACACCUCAAAAAUCGAUCUCAGCCCCGGCUCGUAA
Molecule: messenger RNA, 2028 nt
Organism: Didymodactylos carnosus
Lineage: Eukaryota; Metazoa; Rotifera; Eurotatoria; Philodinida; Philodinidae
Source: the annotation of a GenBank genome assembly